AUGGAGGAGGAAGAGAACAAGCAGCCGGCCUUCCUGGAUGUCCUCGUAUGCCGCAAGGAUUGUGGUGAAUUAAAGACCAAAGUGUUUAGGAAAGCGAAAAAUACUAUGCAAGUACUGAACUCCAACAGCAACCACCCAAUCAAUCACAAACGCAGUUGUGUAAGGACGCUCUAUCGGCGUGUCGAAACGCACUGCAGUGAGCCGGAAGACAAGAUUUCCGAACAAAGAUACCUUCGACGGGUCUUCAAAGUCAAUGGCUACCCGCGCAACUUCGUCAAACGGUGCAUACGCAAAAGGGACGAAAGUACAAACCUCACGGACACCAAAGUUUGGCGAGCGCUUCCAUAUGUCAAGAACGUUUCGGAAGCUGUUGGCUGCCUUCUCGCACCAUUUGGGUUUGGAGUUGCACACAGACCGGAGGCAACCAUCAGGCGUCAGUUAAUGAGACCGAAAGACCCACUGCCACGGCAAGAAACGUCUGGAGUCGUUUAUCGGAUCUGGUGCAGUUGCGAACAAAGCAACUACGUCGGAGAAACCGGAAGACAGCUCCAAACGCGAAUGGCUGUACACGCUGCAGCGGUACGAAGAAAUGACGCCAGCUCCCAAGUUGUGGCUCAUUCGACGAGAUCCGGCCACACAUUCAAAUUCGACGAGGCCGAAAUUCUCGCAAGAGGUGACAACCGCGUGAGCCGGGAGCUGCUUGAGUCAUGGUUUGCUGGCCCCCAGUCUAUUAAUAAGUGCAAUGAUCUUCCCAUUCAAUACUCCGUGCUGAGACCUCGCCUAGGCGGAGUAAUUGGCCACGCGGGGAGCGCACAGGUGAACACCUUUCCCAACACCAAGGUCAGCGCGUCAGAUGGUCGAGCAAUCAUCACACCAGCAUCCAACGCACGUGAUGAAAUUGCAGCAAUUAACGACGCAAAUGUCGACCAUCACGCCACGUGCACCGAUUCCUGA
This is a messenger RNA of Spirometra erinaceieuropaei, 954 nucleotides long. The record is from the annotation of a GenBank genome assembly. Lineage: Eukaryota; Metazoa; Platyhelminthes; Cestoda; Diphyllobothriidea; Diphyllobothriidae.